AGGGCGCGCCACCUACCGUUUUCCAUUCCCUCCCCCCCGAAAUCUGAAUCCAAAUCUCGGCCGACUCCGCCGCCCCAUGCCUCCCUCGCCGUCGCAGCCGCCGCCGCCGGCCACGGAGGAGGUCGAGGUGGAGGACGUCUCGGACGACGAGACGGUGGAGGGAGAGGCGCCGCCACUUGCCCCGGCCCCGGCUCCGGCUCCUGCCCCGCCGGCCGGCGGAGGUGCCGAGGCGAGCCGUGCCGCGUCGGGGUCGGGGGAGGCGGCGGGCGGAGAAGGGGCCGACGAGGAGGAGGAGGACGAGGAUGAGGACGAAGAAGACGACUCCGACGACGAAGAGGACGAGGAUUCGGAGGAUGAAGGGGACGAGGACGAGGACGAAGACUCCGACGAGGAGGGGGACGACGAAGGCCAAGAUUCCGAUGACGACGACGAAGACGAGGACUCUGAUGAGGAGGAGGACGAAGACGAGGACGAUGAAGACGAGGACGAGGACGACGACGACGACGAGUAGGACGGGAUGGAAAUGGAGCUUGCGGCGUUCGCAUCUGGGUGAGGAUGAAAUGAAGAUGCAAGUAGCUGAAGGGUCUGUUUUGCACUGAUGCUCAAGUGUAUGUAUGUAAGGGAUGGCAAUCGGUAAUCAUAUGUUGCGGAUGCAGAACAUUGGCUACGGCAUGACUAAAUAUUUGCCUCAGGGUGACCUCUGAAGCUUCUGUUGCUGAUUCUCUGUUCCCACUAUGUACUAUGGUGAAAAUUGUAUUGUUCUGCUCAUCUGAGCCCUGUAUCUGCUAUUUGAGGAGGAAACUUUGCGUGCCACGAUUCUAUCUUUCGUCGAAAACUUAGAAAUCAUAUGUAAAACUUUGAGUGUAUCAUCAGUGAAUGGAUUUUCGGUUCGGCUUUUAA
Molecule: messenger RNA, 900 nt
Organism: Triticum aestivum (bread wheat)
Lineage: Eukaryota; Viridiplantae; Streptophyta; Magnoliopsida; Poales; Poaceae
Product: nucleolin
Exons: 2
Coding region: 77-511 (144 amino acids)
Source: RefSeq, a predicted model, not a curated record